AGGCGGAGUCACGUGGUUUGGUUGCCUACGCGCUGCUGGGCCGUGGGAAGAUGGCGGACGGAAAGGGAGACGCCACGGCCGCCGCCGGGGCCGGGGCUGGGGCUGAGGCUCCGGCGGUGGCGGGAGCCGAAGUCGAGACUGAGUCCAUGGCUCGGGGUCAUCGCCCUGCAUCUCCGGCGUCGGGAGCGCCGGGCCUACGACCGUGUCUCUGGCAGCUGGAGACCGAGCUGAGGGAGCAGGAGGUGUCCGAGGUCUCAUCUUUGAGCUACUGCCGGAGCUUCUGCCAGACCUUAUUGCAAUAUGCAAGCAACAAGAAUGCAUCAGAACACAUUGUGUAUCUUCUGGAGGUAUACCGCCUCGCUAUCCAAAGCUUUGCCAGCGCACGUCCAUUUCUAACUACUGAAUGUGAAGAUGUUCUCUUAGUGCUUGGCAGAUUAGUCCUGUAAGUUUAAGCUCUUAAAGUACUUAAGAAUUGAGUACUGUUGAUUGUGAUGUUUGCCUGACUUCUUUACAGUGCCACUGUUUAUUCUGCAAAGCACCAAUUCCCUCUACUCUCAACCUUCAUUAAGUUCCCAAGAGGUAAAGUCCAAGUGAGGCACCAGCUAAACAAAAUCUACCUUUAGAAUCAGUCUCAUUCUCUCCCCCAUCCCUAACCCCCCACCCCCUUACCCCAAGAGUGACCUGGCUGUCCUGGAACUCUAGACCAGGCUGGCCUUGAACUCAGAUUCACCUGCCUCUGCCUCCAGAGUACUGGGAAUUAAGGCCUGCACCACCACUGCUCACUGAAGUCUUUCAUUCUCAGGUUUGUACUUCAGUUACACAGUCCAUUUUCCUUCUCUUUCCCAUAGGUAUAGAAUGAGGUUAAUCAGUUUGUUAUGACUGUGACCAAGUGCCGAAGAAAACCAACUUAAGAGAGAAUUAUUUUGCCAGUUUCAGGGGUUUUAGUCCAUCAUGAGAAGGAGGCCUGGUCAAGUAGAGCAGUCUUCACCCUGAAGCAAGAAGCAGAGAGAGAAUGCCUGCCCCAAGAAUGGGUUUGCUCCCUUAUCUUCCUAAUCUAUCUGGAGUUCGGGCUUUAGACAGCACUGCUUACCUCAACUGAAGUCUCCCCCUUAGUUAAUCAUUGGUGGAAAUCUUUCACAGAUACACCCUGUCCAUCUUCUAGGAAUCUCAGUCUAAUCAAGUCGGCAACCAGAAUUCAUUACCAUAGAUUUAGGAUCUGGAAAUUGGUUAUCUUUGAGAAAUAGCAUAUACUUGGAAAAGAAACUGAAACUUUGCAACUUGUUUACAUCUUUUGAACUGAAAAUAAUUUUACCAGCACAAAAUAUCAUUAUAGUAAAGCCACCCUAUGUGUCCAUAGUAUUUAGCUGUUUUAAUAUUGGGUUGCCUGCUAGCAGAUGAAAUUACACCAUUAACAUCGCUCAUCUCAACAGCUAUUCAGAUGUAGGCUGGUGCUGUCUCAUUUAGAUCCUGCAUCGCUGAGUGAGAUACGUGCUGGUCAGAGUACUCUAUCUUUUGUCUAGCCCUACCUGUUUGAAUUCUCUUCACCACAGCUGAAUCUCUGACAUUUUUGUGGAAGGUUAGUAUUCCCUAUUCAUCCCAUUGUUCUCCCUUCCAAGUCCCACUUACUUCCUGCCACUUGAUAUCAGUCUCUACCGGCAAAAUGAUGUGCUGUAAGAUUUAGGUGAGCUGUUGGCAGAUUGAUAUUUUGAGUUCUUUAUUGAUAUUUUUAGGAAUCUUCAAAAAAUCCUUUUCUGUUGCUUCUUCCCUCUCCCUGGGUAGUAGGUACUGUGGAAGGAAGAAUCAUUUUUGCUUGGUUUUAGAAGUGAAGAAAUCACUUAGCUGGUGGUUCUUUCCCCUGCAAGUGAUAGAAACGGAAGUGGAUGACAAUCUGCAUCUCUGUAUAACUGUGUCAGCUAAACUCACAGUGUUCUGAGAGCUUGUUCUUGGUCUAUAGGUCUGGGUAGCCUUCCUGUACAAGUGAACACUGCUUAGAAUGUGACUUUUUUUUGAAGGCUCAUAUAUAUCUAAAAUAUAUUAAAACAACAAUGUAAACAUAAAAGCAUUAUAGUUUUUCUUGUUUUUUUUUUUGUACUUGAAAAACCAAUAGAGCAACUUCAAAGAAAAGGUUUAAAGAGUAUACGUAUUUAAACUAUUUAGAGUAAGUAUAAAAUUCUUGCAUAUUUUUUCAUGUGGCACUUAAUUUAUUACUCUAACUUCAUUACAUACUUACAUAGUUAUUUGCAUUGUAGGAGUUGUUUUGAAUUACUGCUUUCAGUGUCUGAAAGUGAACUGCCCUGUGAAGUCUGGGUACCAUUCCUUCAGUCUCUACAGGAGUCACAUGAUGCAUUGUUGGAAUUUGGAAAUAAUAAUUUACAAAUACUGGUUCAUGUUACAAAAGAAGGAGUGUGGAAAAACCCCAUUCUUCUUAAAAUUCUGUCACAACAGCCAGUAGAGACAGAGGAAGGACUAUCUCUCAGGUCUUUUGGUCGCUGGAACACACUUUGAGAAAUGCCUGCUUUAGAGGAAACAGCACCACUGGCUUUGGAAUCCUUGUUAACAAAUUGAUUGCACAAGAAGGACCUUCCUUUCUACAAAUGAGAAUCAAGCAUUUGUUGAAGUCUAACUGCAUCCCCCAAGCUACUGCUUUAUCAAAACUGUGUGCAGAGUCUAAAGAACUUGCCCAGGUGUCGUGUUUUCAGCAAGCCUAUAUCACAUGUUUAUGUUCCAUGCUUCCCAGCGAAGAGGCUAUUCAGGAGAUUGCAAAGGUGGACUGCAAGGACGUGUUAGACAUCAUAUGUAAUCUGGAAUCUGAGGGUCAGGAUAACACAGCAUUUGUUCUUUGUACAACUUACCUUACCCAGCAGCUCCAAACGGCCAGUGUAUAUUGUUCUUGGGAGCUGACUCUCUUUUGGAGUAAACUGCAAAGAAGAAUUGACCCAUCUUUGGAGACAUUUUUGGAGCGUUGUCGGCAGUUUGGUGUCAUAGCUAAAACACAACAGCAUUUAUUUUGCCUGAUUAGAGUCAUACAGACUGAAGCACAAGAUGCUGGCAUUGGGGUAUCAAUUUUAUUAUGUGUCAGAGCUCUUCAACUCAGAUCAAGUGAAGAUGAGGAAAUGAAAGCUUCGGUCUGUAAAACAAUUUCCUGUCUUUUACCAGAAGAUUUGGAAGUCAGACGAGCCUGUCAGCUUACAGAAUUCUUAAUUGAACCCAGUUUGGAUGGAUUCAAUAUGCUGGAAGAACUGUAUUUGCAGCCAGAUCAAAAAUUUGAUGAAGAAAACGCACCAGUUCCAAAUUCCCUGCGGUGUGAGCUUUUACUAGCUUUAAAAGCCCAUUGGCCCUUUGAUCCUGAAUUUUGGGACUGGAAAACUUUGAAGCGACACUGCCACCAACUCCUGGGACAAGAAGCCUCAGAUUCCGAUGAUGACCUAAGUGGCUAUGAAAUGUCUAUUAAUGAUACAGAUGUCUUAGAGUCAUUUCUCAGUGACUAUGAUGAUGGAAAAGAAGAUAAGCAAUAUAGAAGAAGUCUAACAGAUCAGAAUAAGGAGAAAAGAGACAAAAAGCCCAUUGGUUCCUCUGAGAGAUACCAGAGGUGGCUUCAGUAUAAGUUUUUCUGUUUGUUGUGUAAGCGGGAAUGCAUAGAGGCCAGGAUUCUCCAUCAUUCCAAGAUGCACAUGGAAGAUGGAAUAUAUACCUGUCCAGUUUGUAUUAAAAAAUUCAAGAGAAAAGAGCUAUUUGUUCCUCACGUAAUGGAACAUGUUAAAAUGCCACCAAGCAGAAGCCACCGUUCUAGAAAGAAAUUACUAUUGAAAAGCGCUCAAAGGGGUAUUUAUCCCAAGAGUCCUACUGGAAGUCUGGAACAAAAUCCAGAGCAAGCCAGGGGAGAGUCUCAUGAAUAUGUCACAUUUAGCAAGUUAGAAGACCGCCGCCUGCAAGACAGAGACUUGUACCCGUGUCCGGGUACAGAUUGUUCCCGUGUGUUCAAACAGUUUAAAUAUUUAAGCGUGCAUCUUAAAGCUGAACACCAAAAUAAUGACGAAAACGCCAAGCACUACUUGGAUAUGAAAAAUAGGAGAGAGAAGUGUACUUAUUGCCGGCGGCAUUUCAUGUCAGCUUUUCACCUCCGAGAACAUGAGCAGGUGCAUUGUGGUCCUCAGCCUUACAUGUGUGUCUCUAUAGAUUGCUAUGCAAGGUUUGGGUCAGUGAAUGAACUCCUUAACCACAAGCAGAAGCAUGAUGACCUCCGUUACAAAUGUGAGUUGAAUGGCUGCAAUAUUGUGUUCAGUGACUUGGGCCAGCUUUACCACCAUGAAGCACAACACUUCAGGGAUGCAUCCUACACAUGCAAUGUCCUUGGCUGUAAAAAGUUCUAUUAUUCUAAAAUUGAAUACCAGAACCACCUCUCCAUGCAUAAUGUUGAAAGUCCAGAUGGAGAAUUAAAGAAAUCAGUGAAACUUGAGGAACCUGGAGCAGGUGGGAAGCAAGAUUGUGUGGACCAGUCCCAUCUACUUGAUGAAACUGAGAAGUCCCAUUCUCUUGAAGAUCACCAUCUCUGUCCAGGGUCAGCUAGUGCUCAUAUAGACACCACAGAGACCCUGAAGGACAACAGCGACAGCAAUUCUAGUGAUCAGUUAAGUCACAGCUCUUCCACGUCAAUAACUGAGGAGUUAAUUGACACCCUAGACCACUCUGAAACCAUGCAGGACCUGUUACUGUCUCAUGAGAAAGUCUUUGUUCCCUCCAGUUUAAAAGACAAGUGCUCCAAUGUGGCUGUUUGUUUUGAUGGAACUAAAUUCACCUGUGGUUUUGACGGCUGUGGCUCCACCUACAAAAACGCAAGAGGGAUGCAGAAACAUCUGCGGAAGGUGCAUCCGUACCACUGCAAGCCAAGAAAAAUAAAGACAAAAGACCUCUUUAACUGCCUGGAUGACAAACAUAAUGAAGCUGACAAGUUUGAUGCAGAACCUAAACCUAGCUCUGAUACAAAUAGUGACUCCCCAGAUGAAGGUCCAGAUCACAGUAUCCACACAAAAUGCAAACGAGAACAUCAAGGUUAUUCCCCUGAACCUUCCAUUUGUGCUUCUAAAAGGCCAUGUACAGAGGAUACAAUGUUGGAACUUCUGUUACGUUUGAAACAUUUAAGCUUGAAGAACUCAAUAGCACAUGGCUCUUUCUCAGGGUCAUUGCAAGGGUGCCCAUCUAGUGGUGCUAAGUCUCUUCAGUCAGUCCCAUCUUCCAUUUCAGACGUUAAUCUUCAGAAUCAGGAUGAAAAUAUGCCAAGUCAGUACCUUGCACAGUUGGCGGCAAAGCCUUUCUUCUGUGAGCUUCAAGGAUGCAAAUAUGAGUUUGUGACCAGAGAAGCUUUGUUAAUGCAUUAUCUUAAAAAGCAUAACUAUUCAAAAGAGAAGGUCCUUCAGUUAACCAUGUUUCAGCACCGAUAUUCCCCAUUCCGGUGUCACAUCUGCCAAAGGUCAUUUACAAGAAAAACACAUCUUAGGAUUCAUUAUAAAAACAAACAUCAAAUUGGCAGUGACAGGGCAACUCACAGACUGUUAGACAGUGAAAAAUGUGAUCAUGAAGGGCCAUGCUCAGUAGACAGACUGAAAGGUGACUGCUCUACAGAACUUGGUCCCAACAGUAAUUCAGAGACCACGCAAUGUCAUUCUAAAAAAGAUGAAUGCAGCUCAGAAACAGACUUGGAGUCCUCUUGUGAGGAAACAGAAAGUAAGAUCUCUGGUAUCUCAUCACCAAUAGGUAGCCAUAGAGAAGAGGGAGAGGAGAAAGAGGGGAGAGGAAGUAGGCGGACUGUUGCUAAAGGAAAUCUGUGCUAUAUUUUGAAUAAGUACCACAAACCAUUCCAUUGUAUCCACAAAACUUGCAAUUCUUCAUUUACCAAUCUAAAAGGCCUGAUUCGCCAUUACAGAACUGUGCAUCAGUACAACAAAGAGCAGUUAUGCUUAGAGAAGGACAAAGCAAGAACCAAAAGGGAGCUUGUAAAAUGUAAAAAGCUAUUUGCUUGCAAAUAUAAAGACUGUAACAAGCGCUUCCUGUGCUCCAAGGCCCUGGCUAAGCACUGUAGUGACUCUCAUAACCUAGACCACAUUGAAGAGUCUAAAGUGCUUUCUGAGACGGAGUCUGCAGCGAGGUUUUCUUGUAACCAGCCUCAGUGCCCUGCUGUUUUUUAUUCAUUCAGUAAGUUGAAACACCACCUGUUGGAACAGCAUAAUAUUGAAGGAGAAAUCCAUUCGGAUUAUGAGAUCCAUUGUACUCUUAAUGGCUGUGGCCAGAUUUUCAGCCAUCGAAGUAAUUACUUCCAGCAUGUCUACUACCGACAUAAGGACUAUUAUGACAACCUGUUCAGCAGCCAGAAAGUAGCAAAUGAGCGGCUUCUAAGGAGUGAAAAGGUGUGUCAGACAACUCAGGCACAAGGACUGACGCAGACGCAGGGGCAGACACAGGGACAGACGCAGGGACAGGAACAGCAGGCUGCCAAAAGGCCAUUUAAUACUAAAGCUAAAAAAUGUGGCUUACUCAAAGAUAAAAAAGCUCCAAUUACCUUUAAAACAAGAGCAGAAGCGAUCCAUAUGUGUGUUGAGCAUUCUGAGCACACACAGUACCCGUGCAUGGUUCAGGGAUGCUUGUCUGUGGUGAAGCUGGAAAGCAGCAUUGUGAGACAUUACAAACGUACCCACCAGAUGAAUAGUGCCUAUUUAGAGCAGCAGUUGGAGAACCUUGUGGUUUGUGUUAAGUAUGGUACCAAAAUUAAAGACGAGCCCCCUUCAGAAGUAGAGCCCUGUGUAAAGAAAGAGGAAAGUACUAGCUGUGAAUCGGUGCACACAGAGAAUGGAGCCCCAGGAGACAGCAGUGUGCCCCUCCCAAACACUGAUUCUACUUGCCCAGCUGAACAAGAUGUCGGUCAGAAAGGGUGUUCAGAAAGAAACCCAGUUUUUGACACACACAGUCUGCUCUACAGGGGAACUUUGAAAUGCAACCAUUCUUCAGAAACCACUUCUUUGGAACAGUGUAAUAUAGCUCAGUCUUCUCCCUGUAAAAUAGAAAGCCCCAUACCUAAUCCCAGUGGGACAGAAAGUGGUACUUAUUUCACGGACUUCCAGCUGCCAUUACCAAGGAUCAAAGAAGAACCUGGGCAGCAUAGUUCAGGGCAAGAAAACACUGUAAAGAAUGCAACCCAGGUCCCAAAAGAGAAUAUUAGAAAGCAUUCUCAGCCCAGGUCAUUUGAUCUGAAGACUUACAAACCUAUGGGAUUUGAGUCUUCCUUUCUGAAAUUUAUUCAGGAAAGUGAAGAGAAGGAUGAUGAUUUUGAUGACUGGGAGCCUUCAGAGCACUUAACAUUGAAUAACUCCUCUCACCCCAGUAAUGACUUGACAGGGAAUGUUGUGGCAGAUACCAUAGUGAAUGAGAGUGCCCCUCAAGUUGACAUACCUCAUUCUUCCAGUGACCCUCCAGUUUCAGAGAACCUGACUGCAGUCCCACCAUUAGUAGUAGCUGAAGCAACAGCAGUUCCUUCCUUGGAAAACCUGAGGGUUGUGCUGGACAAAGCAUUAACAGACUGUGGAGAACUUGCCUUAAAACAGCUUCAUUACCUUCGGCCUGUGGUUGUCCUUGAAAGAUCUAAGUUCUCUACACCAAUUUUAGACUUGUUUCCAACUAAGAAGACAGAUGAGCUUUGUGUAGGAAGUUCCUGAAUCACUGUUGUUUUUGAAGCACCUAGCUCCAGCACUGCAACAUGGGGACACUUGCUAACGUGAACAAAGGCUGGGAAUCAGCCACACUUGCUUAGGAUAGAAUAGGCUGUGUAUGUACAUGAAUGUACAAUAUCUGUGUCAGCAGUAUUGGCGGCGUCCAGUAGCUUUCCAGUUGGUUUAUUGAUUGGGAUUUUUGUUUGUUUGUUUGUUUGUUUAUUAAAAAAAUGGAACUGUACUCUUGUUUGGUGCUAAUUAAUACAUCAAAUAUACUGGGGCUUCCUUUUUCCAAUUAAGUGUGCAUGAUUGUAUAUGGAACAUAUAUUAAAGUCCCAGGGUGGGAGGGCUAGGGAAAGGGUAGGAAGUUCUUACUUGACUUGAAUGUGCACCCAAGGGUGCUUUGUGUAAUAUAUUGUACACUACAGCAUCUUAUAUUUUUUGAGUUGAGUUUCAAUAAAUUACAAUUUUUCACCCA
This is a messenger RNA of Mus musculus (house mouse), 8175 nucleotides long. It is a transcript of the gene Rlf, whose product is annotated as rearranged L-myc fusion sequence. The record is from RefSeq and is a predicted model, not a curated record. Gene Ontology annotation, cellular component: nucleus. The coding region runs from base 2595 to 7703 and encodes 1702 amino acids. The transcript has 8 exons. NCBI's taxonomy places the organism in Eukaryota, Metazoa, Chordata, Mammalia, Rodentia, Muridae.